Messenger RNA from Colletotrichum higginsianum IMI 349063, 1323 nucleotides. Its product is annotated as Pex2/Pex12 amino terminal region. Gene Ontology annotation, cellular component: peroxisomal importomer complex; peroxisomal membrane. Gene Ontology annotation, biological process: protein monoubiquitination; protein import into peroxisome matrix. Gene Ontology annotation, molecular function: protein binding; zinc ion binding; ubiquitin-protein transferase activity. The coding region runs from base 1 to 1323 and encodes 440 amino acids. Lineage: Eukaryota; Fungi; Ascomycota; Sordariomycetes; Glomerellales; Glomerellaceae. The record is from RefSeq and is a predicted model, not a curated record. The transcript has a single exon.
AUGGAGUUCAUGACCGCCCUCCGGGGUUCCUUCGACGACCAGAAACCGUCCCUGUUCGAGCUCAUCUCCGAGCAGCAGCUCAACUCGCUCCUCCCGCCGACGAUUCGUUACCUCCUCACCAUCGCGACCCAGCGCUACCCUCGAUACCUCCUGCGUGCCCUCAACUCCUUCGACGAGCUCUACGCCCUGUGCAUGCUUGUGGUCGAGCGCCACUACCUCAAGACCCGCGGCGGCAGCUUCACCGAGAACUUUUAUGGUCUCAAACGCGAAAAGGCCCUGCACGCCGAGAUCCCGCGCGCCAGCGCCUCCGCCCCGGGCGUUGUCCGGGACACGCUGAAGCUCAGCACGCGGGAUGUGUGGAUGAACCUCGCCGUCGUCGUCGGCAUUCCCUACCUGCGGCGGAAGCUCGACGAGGGCUACGAGGUCAACGCGCCGCGCGCCCUGCUCGGCGCGGCCUACACGCAGAUGCCGCCGAACCCGACGCUGAAGCAGCGCUUCCUGCACUACUACCGCUGGUUCCUGCGCAACGUCUACCCGAGCGUUAACGCGGCCUACUACUUUGCGCUGCUGUCCUUCAACCUGGCCUACCUGUUCGACAACAGCAAGUAUCACAACCCGUUCCUGUGGCUCAUCGGCACCCGCAUGCGGAGGAUGACGGGCGCCGAUUACCAGGCCAUCGACGCCCUGACGAGCGGCAAGCCGACCGGCAGCGCGAGAGCAGGAGCGCCCCCGGGGUGGCGGUCACUGUUCUCGCCGCGCGAGAUGGGCCCACGUCUGCUGUCCAGUCUGUCGAUGCUGCUGCCCAUGAGCAUUUUCGCGCUCAAGUUCCUCGAGUGGUGGCACGCGUCCGACUUUGCCAAGCAGCUCUCGCGCAAAGCGACGGAGACGCUGGAUCUCCCGCCACCCGUGGUCUCAGGUCUCGGGGGCGGCAAGGGAGGAGCUGGGGCCGAAAAAGAAAAGAGCAAGGCUAAGGAGAAGGCUGCUAGUGGUGGUAAUGACGACGAGGCCGCCACCGCUGUUCCAGCUGCCGAGACGGCGCCAAUCGCGACGCCAUCGCUACUGCCCAUCUACACGGUAGCCGCGCCCGAGGACUCGUCGCUGUGCCCGAUUUGCCAAGAUGCCAUCGUCACGCCAACAGCGUGUCAGACAGGCAUCGUGUACUGCUACACAUGCAUCCACCGCUGGCUGGAGGGUCUUCACCCCAUGCAGGAAGAUUUCAUGGGGGAUAAGGAGGGCAAGUGGGAGAGCGGGCAGGGGCGGUGUGCGGUCACCGGCCGACGCGUCCUGGGGGAUACGGAAGGGUUGAGAAGGAUCAUGGUGUAA